Messenger RNA from Sungouiella intermedia, 531 nucleotides. The record is from the annotation of a GenBank genome assembly. Lineage: Eukaryota; Fungi; Ascomycota; Pichiomycetes; Serinales; Metschnikowiaceae.
AUGUCUCUCCAUCCGCAUUUAAGAACAGCAUUUUUCACAUUGACAUGGUUCCCAGUGUUCUUCACGGCACUUGAUCAUGUGUACCAGCCGUGUCUGAUUUCCGGAUCAUCCAUGGCUCCCACAUUCAACCCAGCUACCAAAACCACCCAGAAUGAUGUGGUACUUAUUCAAAAGUAUAACCUCAAAGCGCCAAACUCCUUGAAGAGGGGCGAUGUCAUUAUGUUCCAUUCGCCCUCAGACCCAGAGAAGCUCGUCACGAAGCGAGUGGUUGGAUUGCAGGGCGAUGUCAUCAUACCCAGAAAUAAGGCAUAUCCAAGGAAUCAAGCACUUAUACCAAGAAAUCAUCUUUGGGUUGAGGGUGAUAACGCAUUCCAUUCGAUCGAUUCGAAUGACUUCGGACCUAUAAGUCAAGCAUUGGUUGUGGGUAAAGUUGUUUCUGUUAUAUGGCCCUUCUCAAGAAUCGCAACAGACAUCACCUCUGGAGGACGAGACGGUCGGAAGAAGGAUGUCCCUCUGAUAGAUGAUCUUUGA